GUGGCGGCAAUGAUCUAAUCAUGUCAGAUAAAGAUGAUAUUGAGACUGAAGUGAUAACUGAAGCAACCUCCAUCCUUGAAGAUGAGAACUGUGAGCCAGCCAAGAAUUUUGAGUCAGUUGACCAAAGUGCCAAGUCAGAGAGUAAAUCAGAACCUGUAGCUUCUACUCGGAAAAGACCAGAGUCCAAACCUUCCGGUGACCUUGAGACUUCAGACGUUCUUCCUGUUCAGACAUCGCAGGCUGCAGGCAAAGAGACUGUUUCCAAAGAUGUACCCCAGACCGGAUGGGGCUAUUGGGGAAGUUGGGGCAAGUCCUUGCUUUCCUCAGCCUCAGCUACAGUAGCCACAGUAGGCCAAGGUAUUUCAUAUGUCAUUGAGAAGGCAGAGACUUCCCUUGGAAUCCCUAGUCCCAGUGAAAUUUCAUCUGAAGUCCAGUAUGCAACAGGAGAGACAAAUGCCAAAGAGAAUGAAAACUCUUCUCCAAUGAGUGGUCCAUUUGGGGUAUUCUCAACCAUCUCUACUGCUGUUCAGAGCACAGGAAAGAGUGUUAUCAGUGGGGGUUUGGAUGCCUUAGAAUUCACUGGGAAAAAGACAAUGGAUGUAAUAGCAGAAGGGGAUCCUGGAUUUAAAAGAACCAAGGGUCUGAUGAACCGGACUUCCACACUGUCUCAGGCUUUACGAGAGGCGAAGGAGAAAGACGAGCUAUGGACCGCCAAUGAGGUUACCAUGGAAACGGACAAGAAAACUCAUUAUGGGCUACUCUUUGAUGAAUUUCAAGGCCUUUCACAUCUAGAAGCUCUGGAGAUGCUCUCCUGAGAAAGUGAAAUAAAGGUGAAAUCUAUUCUUAAUUCUCUAAGGGAAGAAGAAUUAGAGACUCUAAAAUUUGAAUUGGAGCAACUCAAAGAAGCAUUUUCCCUAGCAGAGUUCUGCAAGGAAGAGGAGGAAGAGAAGAAAGGGGAUGAAGACUUUACCAAAGAGAUAAGAGAGCUAUUUUCCCAGCUGCAUGUCUCUUCUAAACCAGAGAAACUUACUAGGGCAAGAAAUACAGCCUGUGAAUGGAUCAGGACAUCUCUGGCCAAACCAUUAGAAGAAAAGGAAGAAGGAAAAAAACAGUUGGAAGCAGAAAAAAUUGAGCAAAUCAAUAACAAUUCAAUAGAGGAUAUCCAUGCAUUUGCAAUCCGGAGCCUAGCAGAAUUAACUGCCUGCUCAACUGAACUGUUUCACAAAACAGCGGCUCUGGUUCUGCAUGGCAGGAAGCAGGAAGUAACAGCCAUAGAAAGGAGCAGAGCCCUUUCCCAGAUGACAGUUGUGUUGUGUAAAGAGUUGUCCUCUCUGUCUAAAGAGUUCAUCACCUGCCUAACAACUGCUGGGGUCAAGGAAAAGGCAGACGUCCUUAAUCCAUUAAUCACUGCAGUAUUUCUAGAGGCAUCAAACAGUGUUUCCUACAUUCAGGAUGCCUUUCAGCUACUUUUACCUGUGCCGGAGAUCUCUCUUAUUGAGAACAAGACUGAAUUACCAGAGGCAUGA
Molecule: messenger RNA, 1526 nt
Organism: Physeter macrocephalus (sperm whale)
Lineage: Eukaryota; Metazoa; Chordata; Mammalia; Artiodactyla; Physeteridae
Product: protein FAM114A2-like
Exons: 2
Source: RefSeq, a predicted model, not a curated record